CGGGGUGGCUUGAGGACGCGACGGAAGCGGCGAAGGAGCUUGGUCACGGAGUGCCAGACUGUGAGGGGCGCCGCGCUGCUAACCUUCCGCCAACCGCCGCUGCACCGAGCCGGCCGGGCCACGCCACGCCACGCGGGCAUCAUGAUCACUUCCGCCGCUGGGAUUAUUUCACUUCUGGAUGAGGAAGAGCCAGAACUCAAGGAAUUUGCUCUUCACAAACUGAAUGCCGUUGUCAACGACUUCUGGGCUGAGAUUUCUGAGUCUGUAGACAAAAUUGAAAUCCUGUAUGAGGAUGUGGGCUUCCGGAGUCGUGAGUUUGCCGCUUUGGUGGCCUCGAAGGUCUUUUAUCACCUGGGGGCCUUUGAGGAAUCGCUCAACUAUGCCCUGGGAGCUGGCAACCUCUUCAACGUCAACGACAACUCUGAAUAUGUGGAGACCAUCAUCGCAAAGUGUAUCGACCACUACACCAAACAAUGCGUGGAAAAUGCAGAUCUGGCCGAGGGAGCCAAGAAGGCCGUGGAUCCGAGGCUGGAGGGGAUCGUCAACAAGAUGUUCCAGCGCUGCUUAGACGACCACAAGUACAAGCAAGCCAUUGGGAUUGCCCUGGAGACACGCAGGCUGGAUAUCUUCGAGAAAACCAUUUUAGAAUCGAACGAUGUUCCUGGGAUGCUGGCCUACACCUUAAAGCUCUGCAUGUCGUUGAUGCAGAAUAAGCAAUUCCGCAACCAGGUGCUGCGAGUUCUGGUCAAAAUCUACAUGAACCUGGAGAAGCCUGACUUCAUCAACGUGUGCCAGUGCCUCAUCUUCUUAGACGAUCCGCAGGCCGUGAGUGACAUCUUGGAGAAGCUGGUGAAGGAGGACAACCUGCUCAUGGCGUACCAGAUCUGCUUCGACCUGUAUGAAAGCGCCAGCCAGCAGUUCCUCUCCGCUGUGAUUCAGAACCUCCGGACCGUGGGCUCCCCUAUUGCUUCUGUGCCUGGGUCGACUAACACGGGGACUGUCCCCAGCGUGGAAAAAGAAGGGGACACCAUGGAGACAGAGGAAAAGGCAGGGAGCCCUGUGGCUGCAGGGAAAUCCACCCAAAGCAGCAACCCCGAGUCAAAAGAGCAGAUCCCCAAAAUGAUCAAAAUUUUAAGCGGCGAAAUGGCCAUUGAGUUACACCUGCAGUUUUUAAUACGAAACAACAACACAGACCUCAUGAUCCUAAAAAACACAAAGGAUGCUGUACGGAAUUCCGUCUGUCACACAGCCACAGUUAUAGCAAACUCCUUCAUGCACUGCGGAACGACCAGUGACCAGUUCCUUAGAGAUAACUUGGAGUGGCUGGCCAGGGCCACCAACUGGGCCAAGUUCACUGCUACAGCCAGCCUGGGUGUGAUACAUAAGGGCCACGAGAAGGAGGCUCUCCAGUUAAUGGCGACGUACCUGCCUAAAGACACGUCUCCCGGCUCAGCCUAUCAGGAAGGAGGCGGGCUUUACGCCCUGGGACUCAUCCACGCCAACCACGGCGGCGACAUCAUCGACUACUUGCUGAACCAGCUUAAGAACGCCAGCAAUGAUAUCGUCCGCCACGGGGGCAGCCUUGGCCUCGGCUUAGCCGCCAUGGGGACCGCACGCCAAGAUGUGUAUGACCUUCUGAAAACAAACCUGUACCAAGAUGAUGCAGUGACAGGUGAAGCGGCUGGCCUGGCUCUCGGACUGGUGAUGCUGGGAUCGAAAAACGCCCAGGCGAUUGAGGACAUGGUGGGCUACGCCCAGGAGACUCAGCACGAGAAGAUCCUGCGAGGCCUGGCGGUCGGCAUCGCCCUGGUGAUGUACGGGCGGAUGGAGGAGGCCGACGCCCUCAUCGAGAGCCUCUGCAGAGACAAGGAUCCGAUCCUCCGUCGUUCGGGGAUGUAUACAGUUGCCAUGGCGUACUGCGGCUCAGGGAACAACAAAGCGAUCAGGCGCCUCUUGCAUGUGGCGGUGAGCGACGUCAACGAUGAUGUACGAAGGGCAGCCGUGGAGUCCCUGGGCUUCAUUUUGUUCAGGUACGGUUUUCUCAUAUCCUUCUCUUUUGCGUUAUCCGACGAUGUAUCCAAAGUUCUGCGGAGUCACCUGUGCUUCCUCUUAAGCAAACCAAAAACUUGUCUGUAUUGA
Messenger RNA from Heteronotia binoei (common prickly gecko), 2139 nucleotides. Its product is annotated as 26S proteasome non-ATPase regulatory subunit 1. Gene Ontology annotation, cellular component: nucleus; proteasome storage granule; proteasome regulatory particle, base subcomplex. Gene Ontology annotation, biological process: proteasome-mediated ubiquitin-dependent protein catabolic process. Bases 142 to 2139 code for a protein of 665 amino acids. Lineage: Eukaryota; Metazoa; Chordata; Lepidosauria; Squamata; Gekkonidae. The transcript has 16 exons. The record is from RefSeq and is a predicted model, not a curated record.